AUGCAGACCAACGAGGGUCAAAUCACAUCCACGUCUUCAAGCGAUCGCAACGAUCCAGACACGACAUCGGUGACUGCGAGUCACAUGUCACAGGCACUACUCACGCCAACCCUAUUGUCACAUGGGCAAGUAGGACGAACAUGUACUUUGCCAACUGCAUUGGUACACAUCCGCAACUCUCAAGGCACAUACACAAGCUGCCGAGUGCUACUCGACACGGGCUCGGAGUUAUCAUAUGUAUCGGAACGCUGUAUUAAGGCACUGGGUCUUAAUCGGGCUCCAGGCCGGAUUCUCAUUUCCGGCAUUUCUUCAAUCAAGGCUGAUACCACGAGGGGAUUCAGCACACUCACGAUCAAACACGGAAUUCAACUCGGCAUCGCCUAUAGACGUUCUACUAGGCACCGGGCUAUUUUAACCGGCAACAGGAAGCUGGAUGCACAAGGCAACAUAAUAGCUAUUUCAACAAUCUUUGGAUGGGUUAUCACAUCGAUUGCGUAUCAAAAUCCAUCAAUCACCACGUCAUUUUUGUCUACAGUCGAUAUCCAUGCUACUCUACAAAGGUUUUGGAAAAUCGAGGACUCCCAAAUCACCACUCACCAUGAUACUGAAUAUGUUAAGGUUGAAGAGCAUUUUCAAACCACGCACUCACGCGACUCCAAGGGAAGAUACACCGUAGAGCUUCCAUUCAAGGAUGCAGAUCCACAAUUCACUGACACUCUGCAGGGAGCAACCCAACGCUUUACUUCUGUGGAGCGCCGUCUACAUAGAGACACAGAUCUGCACUCACGAGUCAUUGGCAAGAAUGUCCUCACCUUUGAGAAAAUGCACACACUUCUCGCCCAAAUAGAAGCUGUGGUCAACUCACGUCCACUAUUCUCAACUUCGGACACUGAGGUCAACUAUCUGUCGCCAGCACACUUCCUCAUUGGUCGUCCCUACACGACAGUACCAGAAGGCGAUCUAUCAACUGUACCAAUCAACCGUUUGGAUUAUCGGCAACAGACUCAAGCUAUGCUGCAAGGCUUCUGGAAACAAUGGCACAUGGAAUAUCUUACAUCCCUCCAGCAUCGGCCAAAGUGGAUGAACAAAUCGGUCAACAUGGCCAAAGAUGACAUCGUGCUCCUUAAGGAUUCUCACACCCCGCCAGCAGCAUGGCCUCUCGGAAGAGUCAUCGAAACGUAUCCAGGGAAGGAUGGAAUGGUCCGCGCCGUACGACUUAGGACUCCAACUGGAGAAACCACCCAUCCAAUUGUGAAGCUCGCCCUAUUACCAAAUUCUGAAACAGUGUUUCAGGGGAGGCCGGGAUGUUGA
Molecule: messenger RNA, 1311 nt
Organism: Drosophila ananassae
Lineage: Eukaryota; Metazoa; Arthropoda; Insecta; Diptera; Drosophilidae
Exons: 3
Coding region: 1-1311 (436 amino acids)
Source: RefSeq, a predicted model, not a curated record